AGACAAAAGUUAUUUGAUCAUUGAUCGUUCAUUCACCGCUGAUGUUUUCAGUGUUAUUUUGUGAUAAAAUAAAUAAAUAUAGACGAUUACUACUAAAUAAAAGCAAUUGUUGUGGUCAACAGUAUUUAAAAAUAGUGCAAUAAAAUUGACUAGGUCAAAUCAAUGUGAUUUGCGUCAAUAUUGUUGACCAUUUCAAGGGAAAACUAUCUUUGUGCAAUCUACCUGCAUCGACAGGCAUUGAUAUUUUCGUGUAUAGUUAUUGGUGACGGGACACUAGAAAAAAUAUAUAAUCAAUCGAAAAUUAAUUAUCGACGACGCAAUAAUGCGUAUGAUUUAUGUUCACUUUUAAUUUGGUGCUUAGUGAACAAAGUCAAGAGCUAUUUUUGGGUUCGGGCACUGUGGACGGCGCAAGCGCAAAAGGCGGAGGGUCCACGAUGGCACCAAGUUUAAUGGCUUGACAUAUGUACUGUAAGAUGCCGUCAUAUGCCAAGUCGGCUCAGUCGCCGCCGUCAAGCAACCCGUCGGUGUCUGAGUCGGCCGGGCACGCCGCCGCCAACGGCUCGAAGGAGGACGACCUCACCAUGACGCAUCUGCUGUGCAACCUGCUGGAGAACAUGAACCGGCCGCCGCCGCCGCCCGCCGCCGCCGCCGCCUCCGCGCCCUACGACAUCUGGGCGCUGCCCUCCGCCAGCGCAGGACCCAACCCCAACGGCGUCAUCGGCCGUGAGUACCGCGCCGGCUCCAGCAACAACAACGCGCACCACUCCAAGGAGGACAACUCCAGCGGCUCGCCCGGCACCUCCUCCUCCGUGUCCAUCACCUGCUUCCGCUGCGAGGAGCGCUCGCCCACCACGCGCUGCCUCGAGUGCAACGACCUCUUCUGCCACGAGUGCUGCCACAAGCUCACCUCCGACUGCCAGCUGCGCGAGCACACGCUGCUGCCCAUCCACCAGGUGUCGCCCAUCGGCGUGCGGCCCAACUCCGUCACCAACGACAAGGAGUUCUGCAUGUACUGCGAGAUGCACGGUGAGGCCAUCAGGUUCUACUGCGAGGCUUGCGUCAUGUUCGUCUGCCCCGAGUGCGUUCUGUGGAUCCACAAGGACCACAACUACUCUCCCAUCAAGGGCGCGUUCGACAUGUGCCGCGUGGGCGUGUUCCGCUGCAUAGAGGACACGAAAACGGGUACCAAGGCCAUAAAAACUGCGAUCGACCGCGCCGUGGCCAUGUCGAAGGCCUACGAAAAGGAGUCCGCCGAGGCCAACAUGAAAAUACGCAAAGCCAUGCGGUGUUACGCUCAGGCCAUUGAGGAUCGUGAAAAAUUUCUACUGGACAAGGUGGAGAAGAUGCGCCAGGCGAAGAUCACGGAGCUGACCGACCACAUGAACACGCUGCGCGGCAUCCUGGCCGGGCUCGCGCACACCAACGAGACGCUGGUGCGCAGCAUGGACUCUGAGGGAAUCGAUUUGUUUAUGGCGAAAGAAAAAGGUAGAGCCCAGGUGGACUACUUUUCGCACAUGUUUAAAAACAUGUACAUCACAGAAGACAAGAUCAUGUUCGUGCCGCCCAAUUAUGACUUGGUCGAUCAGCUGAAACGCCAGUGCGACGUGCAGCCGGUGCCGGCCAUAACGCACAUCAACACCGCGUCGAUCCAGUCGCGCCAGUCGCUGAUGUCGAUGCAGUCGAACCAGGCCUCGCACUCUUAUCCGCCGAUCUCCUAUCAUCACUCGUCGAGCUCCAACAGCCUCCGAUCGCUUCCCGAUUACUCGAUGAACUCUCGAUCGACGAGUUCCUACGAUCAAAGUGGACCCCCGCUUAUGGAGGCGAACGCGGCCCGCGGCAUCGGACAGGCCAUACCCGGGUACUGGAUGUCUGUGUCAGUGAAGCCUACUAGAUCCCCGGUUCCCGGCGUCCCGAUGUUUUCCUUCGGCCGAGAGGGCCAGGACGAAGGACACGUAUCUCGGCCUUGGGGCCUGUGCGUAGACAGAGAGGGCAACAUCAUAGUCGCCGACAGACGAAAUAACCGCAUUCAAAUAUUCUCCAACAGAGGAGAGUUCAAGACCAUGUUCGGUUCCAAAGGAACGGGGCCCGGCGAAUUCGAUCUUCCGGCUGGAAUAACCACUGACACCUAUGGUCGUAUCAUCGUCAUCGACAAGGACAACCACAGGGUCCAGGUGUUUACGAACGCGGGUAAUUUCAUCCUCAAGUUCGGUUCCUUCGGCAAAGACUGCGGGCAGUUCCAGUACCCGUGGGACGUGGCCGUGAACACGCUGGGCAACAUCGUGGUCACGGACACCCGCAACCACCGCAUCCAGCUGUUCACGAGCGACGGCACGUUCAUCACCAAGUUCGUGUUCGAGGGUGCCAACCCGGCAAAGAUGUUGAAAGGGCCGACGACCCCGCGCGGCGUGUGCUUCACCACGAGCGGGAACAUAAUAGUGUCAGAUUUCGAGAACCACAGAUUGAUAAUGGUGGACCCGACUCUGUCGAAGGUGAUGUACUGCGUGGGGCGCGAGGGCUCGAGCCUGGGCGAGCUGAACCGGCCGUCGGGCAUCGUGACGGACGACGACGGGCGCAUCAUCGUGGCGGACUCCAAGAACCACCGCGUGCUGGUGUUCACGUCGGAGCUGCGCGUGAUGACGGCCGUGGACCUCAAGAGCCCGGGGCUGGACGACAAGGACCGGCCGUCCGACGUGGCGCUGACGCCCGAGGGCUGCCUCGUGGUGCUCUUCGAGACGCUGCCCGACACGGCGCGCGACCUGGCCUCGCACGGCAAGCAGUACAUCAAGGUCUACUAACUGUGAGGUGACUGUCUGAGCGGACCUAAGGUCUACCCUGUUUUAUUUUCGUUUAUUAAGUUGUGAUUUCUUUGAUAAUGUGCCAAUUUUAUUGAUCGAGCAUAGCUUGUCCGGAGAUCUCGCAUUGAGCUCGUGAGGCGACGCUCAAUCGAAAUCUCUCUAAACAUUUGACAUUUGCGUUACCAUUAUAAUUUGCUUUUGUUUCCGUAUACAUAUUACUAGUCUAUAAGGACCAAACUUUGUUUGUGUUAAUUUGCAGUGUAACUUAGAGUAGCAAACGGUACUGGUAACUUUCUGAAAACAUAUAACUAUACCGAUAUCUUAGAGUUUAAACAUAUAAUGAUACUUAAACUUAAAUAUAAUAAUAUUAAAUUACUCAUUUCCGAUCCGAUUUCACUUACGAUUUAUAGUUCAAUUUAGAAUAAUCGUAAAUAUACUAUUAUAAAUAUCACCAUGUGAUGUAAAACACUAACAUAUGUGAGAUAGAUAACUUGAAAAGUAUUUUCCAAAAUGUUACAUUUUGCGUUUUUAACUUGGUUAUAAUUGACGCAGACGUCGAUGUAUAAGUUAUUUUGCGUAUUGAUUUAGGUGCAUAAUAUUAUAUAUUUUUAUUAGAGCGUUGUCGGCGCGGAUCGCCGAUCGGCUAGUUUACGUUUAUGGGUUUGCUCGGGAACUUCAGUAUAUUUGCGUGUGCGGUUCAGCUGAGAGCUUGCGUGAGUGCUGAACAAAGAAAUCAAUGCAAUAAAUCUUUAAGACUGACUUUAGAAGACUGUCUUAAAGCGGUUGCUUGCGCCGGCCUCGUGCCCAGGCGCCGGUAUACGUCGCGCCUUUUUUUUACCAAAAUAUUUAGGUAUUAUGUUAAUUUCAACAAUUAUGAAAUUCAGACUUUUUUAUAUUCUUUAGACAAUACGUGAUAUUUUUUGAUUUCAUUACAAAAAGUUUUUCUUAUUAUUUCGCAAAGAAUAUAUUAUUAAGAAAAUUAUUUUGACUGACUAAAUUAUUUUUUUUUUAGUUUUAGCCAAAUUGAAACGUUAAAAUUUUUAUAAUCGAAAUAAUAAUCUUUUGCUACGUUUCUGGUCACGAAGGGAGAGUUAAUAUUUUUCAUUGCCAACGCAUGCAUAACUUCUUCAGUAGAGCGUACUAUCGGGUGUUACUAGGUAUAAUGUAGUCGAUGAUAUAGAUGCGGACUUACGAUUCAAUAGAUAAUUUUAGGAAUAUUCUCCUACUGGUAACUUAAAUUAGCUAAUGUAAUCGUGUGUGUUUGUGGGUAUAAAAUAAUUAGUUCAAAUAUUGUAGUGAAAUUCUUUUCUGAAAUGUAAAUUGUAAAGCUUAAUCUAUUUUAUCCACAUAUUACUUGGAUAGUUGAUAACGCAUGUAUAAUCGCGUAUAAAUCGCAUGUAUAAUUAAUUAAUUAAGCGAUACCCUUGUGUUCAGUAAUAAUUAUUAUAAAUUAAUAUUAAUAUAAUUAAUCUAUGUACUUUUUUGUGUUCACAUAUAAAUAUGAUGUACUAUUACUGAGUAAAAUUAAUUUAGUAUGUUUCGAGUUGUCUGAAUCGUUGUGGCAUCGUAGCUAGGUCGUUAGGUAGUAGCGUGUUUGCACUUCGCACUUAAUAUGUGGCUUCUAAUACUAAGCGGUAUGUGAGAGCCAACCGAGGGCCGUGCCAAUACAAGAUGGCGGCCCGCCUGCGUGGCGUAUAUCCAAAAUGAAUGUCGUUAUGUUAUCUUGAAAAUCUUAAGUCCGAUAUCUAACUUUCAAAUAAGUAACCAUUUUCUAAUAUACUUUAUACAGCUAAAUGAUUAAUCGCCUUAUUAUCAUUAUAUUAGAAAUCAAUACAGUACGUAAAUAGUCAUAUACCGCGGUUUGAAAAUUAGUUAAGCUUGAACAAAGUGUUACAAGUAAAAUAUUAGAUAAAUUAAUCGUAUCGUAAGGAGUGUGUAUGCGACGUAGAGAUGUUAUGACAUAAUAAUGAUCUGUAAGCGGUUAAUUAACAUAGAGUAACGUUUUUCACCUUUGUACUUAGGGUAACAUUAGCGUAAGCUCUUCGAUUUAAAUCUUUAGUCAUAUACUAUCGUGUAUCGUAUGAGUAGCUUCAAACAAAAAUUUUCCAACGUGUGAAUUGAAACGUAGUUAGUAAUAAUUUGGAACUGAUUAAUAUAGUAUGAUGUCGACUGGCGUAAGAGUCUGAAUAAUGUAUUAAGAAGUAGUAGAAAAUUAUUGUUUGAAGUGCAAAAUUUAGUAGCGAACGACGGAGCCUGGCAGUCUUAGUUCGCGGGUUACUCGUGGAUUACAGUCUCACAGAAUAGUCGGUGUAGGAUCUUAGACUGUCAAACCUCCGUCGUGCUUUGACCCCCUAGCAUCAACAUAUAAUCGCUCAUGAAGUUUAUAGAUUGUGUGACUCACCUCCUGGCGUUCGCGUAGUUAAAGUGAGAUCUUAGCACGCUAGUCAAAUUCCCAUAUGUCAGGAA
Molecule: messenger RNA, 5261 nt
Organism: Ostrinia furnacalis (Asian corn borer)
Lineage: Eukaryota; Metazoa; Arthropoda; Insecta; Lepidoptera; Crambidae
Gene: wech
Product: tripartite motif containing 71 protein wech
Exons: 3
Coding region: 462-2795 (777 amino acids)
Biological process (GO): proteasome-mediated ubiquitin-dependent protein catabolic process; protein polyubiquitination
Molecular function (GO): ubiquitin protein ligase activity; zinc ion binding; protein binding
Source: RefSeq, a predicted model, not a curated record